AUGGAAUUAAAAGAAUUUGCAAAUUUAAAAUAUUAUUUGAGAUUAAAUUUUCUAUAUCUUCCUUAUUCUAAUUUGAAUAUUUUUGAAAGAUUUAAAUUUUCUAAAUCAGAAUUAUUUUAGAUUUUAUGUCUAAUUGUUAAAGAGGAAUUUUAAAUAUAAUUAAAAUUCCAAGGGAUUGAAUAAGAGAUUGUAAUACCAACCUAAAAUAGACUUAAUGCAUUAGUCUAAAUGUUAAUGGAAAUCAAUAAAUCUGUCUAUUUUGCAGAGGAAGAAAAUUAAAUAGUAUAAUAAUUGCUUAAAUUACUUAUACCUUUAUUAUAUUUGAACGAUGAAUUAGCUAUUUAAGCAGUAAAUUAAAUAUUAUUAAUUAUCUAAAAAAUCUAAAUAAAUAAUGAAAGAAUUUUGGAUUCAACAUUUAUUCUUAUCAUAAAAUUACUUGAUUCUUAAUUCUUUGCUAGUAGUACUUCUAACAACUGUAUUGAAAUUUUAAUAAAAAUCUUCUAAGUUAAUAGAUCUUUUGUACAUAAGUUUAUUUAUUAAAUGAAAGGCUUAGAAAAACUAUUGAAGUUGGAAGGAAGUAAUUAAGAUUAAUACAGGUGUUUAUCUAAAUUAGUCAUAUCAAUAAUUUAUGAUAAAACUUUAAUUAGAGCUUCUAUUGAAGCAAAAAUUAAGAAGAGUAUUUUUGAUUAAGAAAAUAAUAAAGAGAUAGAAAAAUCUAAUAUAGAAUUAUCAAAAUAGUAAUAUUAUAACUAAAAUACAUAUCCUGUGUGUAUAUAACCUGUACAAUAUAAUGUUAAGAUUAAUGACUAAUUAAAAUUAUCUGAAAAUCACCCAACUUUGUAGGCACUUAAAAAUGGCUUUUUUAAAAAAGAUGUAAAAUAUGUUAUGAAUUCAUUAUUUGAAGAUAGUCAAGAUGGUUACUUGAUACUUAAAAAAGGUAUUUAGCUUGAUGAAUUAAAUAGUAUCUAUAAAAAUAAUGAUUCAAUUUAAUAAUUUAAUUUUGUACAUACUCAAAAAACACAAACAAUUUUAUCUUUAUUAGUUUAAUAACUGAUUACUUCAUAUUUUGAAACUAAAAAAUAGUAUUAAUAUGAUUAGAAGAUAAUAUUUUCUGUUUUAUAAUUGCUUAUUUUGAGGUUUCCAUUACUUAUAUCAUAAAUAGUUAGAAUAAAUUGUAGUAAAUUUCUAUAAAAAUACAAAAAUGAAAUUGGUUUCAUUUCAUAAGAUUUACCUGAUAAAAUAUCUUUUCUUUCUUUGAUAACAAAGUAUAUAAUACCACCUAAUGAUUUUAUAUUUGAUUUGUGUUUAGAUAACAUAGUUUUAUUUAAGACAUCAAAUAAUGUUAUUGUUCCAUUUGCAAAUGAAAUAAGAAAAAUAAUUAUUAAGGAAUUGCAUUAUGAAAUUAGCUAAUCCAUCAAAAAUUUUGAUAAGAAAAUAUACUAAUAUUCUAAUAUUUUAUUAUGUUUAUUAUAAAUAAAUUCAGUUGCUAAAAUUUGUUUUUAGAAUAUUAAGGAACCAGAUAAUUCAUUCAAUUUUAUCAAAAUUUAUAAGGAAGGUAUUAAAAAUUUUGAUAUAUUAUAAAUUAAUAUUUUUAAGACUCAAUUAAUCUAGAUAAUUAAGACUUUGAGAAUUUUAUAUAAUUUGGCUUCUUAUUUAAUUUUAGAAAUGACUAUGCCAUUUGUUUUAUAAUAACAAGAUUCAUAAACUUAAGUUUAGUCAAUAUCUAUGUCUAAUUUAGAAAGAAAUUACUAAUUAAUUUUUAUUAAUAAAAAUUAAAAUAUAUGGAUAAAAGAUUCAUAAAUUGAUGAAGAAGUUUAGAUUGAUUAAUAAUAAUAGAUUUUAGAGAAUAAUAAUAUUUAACAAAUUUAUGAUAAAAUAGAUUAGCAAUAAUUAAUAUGGAUAAAUAAUUAUGAAGAAGGUGAAUAAAAUGAAGAAGAUGAAUAAAAUCAAGAAUAUGAAGAAGAUGAAGAAUAUGAAGAAUAUGAAGUAUAUGAAGAAUAUGAAGAAGAUGAAAAUUUACAUUAAAGUGAAACUUUAGAUACGGAUUUUUUGGAUUGCAUUUUCAGACCUUAUUUUAUUUAAAACUUUGAUUAACACAUAUAGUAUAAAGUAUAAUUAGACAAGUUUAUAAAAAUAUAAGAUGAUAUCAAAAAUCAGAAUUAAGUAGAUUAAGUGCAGAAAUUUAAGAAAAAGAUUCAAUAACUUUUAGGAAUCAUAGAUUAAUAAUUAAUAAAAUAAUUAUAAAGACUUAUUUUAUUGAAUUAUCCAAAUCCAAAUCUAAUUCUGUCUGAGGUAAAAGCAUUUUUUGCAUAUUUUGCUGUUUAUUAGAAUUAUGAAAUAAUUAAUCCAUUAAUUUAAUAAUUAAAAGAAGUAAAUUAAUAAGAAAUGAGUAUAAAUUAUUUAUAAUCAAAUUUUAUAAUUGAAGAUUAUCAAUUAAAAAAAGAUAAAAAAUAUGUAUCUUAAUUUGUAUCAAAAAUAAUUUUAGAGUUAAUAUAUAAAUUUUGUGAAAAAAAAAAAUGCUAAUUAUCAUAAACAAAUGUUAAUGAAUUAAUAAAAUUUUUAUAGUUAUUUUCUGAAAAUGAUCAUUUAAUUUAAUUACUAUUACUUGUAUUAAAUUUGGCAACAUUUGAUUAAGUAUAAAAAAUAUAAUCAAUAUCUUUUGAAUAAAUAAAAUUAUUAUUAACAUUGUUGAUUUCAGGGAAAUUUAAAGAUAAAAAGAAUUUAAAAGGAGUUAUAUCAAAAUUAUAUUAUAAUUAUGAUAAUUAAAAGAAAAUAAAAGCAUAUAUUUAUAACUUUUUAGAAAAGUAAUAAUAAUAUUUUGAAAAUUGUUUCUAAAAAUAAGAAGUUGAAAUAAAAAAUUUAUUUAAAGGAUAUUAACUUUUGGAAAUAUUUAAGUUAAUUAAAUUUAUCUAUAAUUAAAACUCUAAUUUUAAUAUAGCCAAAGAUAUCUAAGAGUAGUAGUUAACAAAAUUAUGUGAAAAUUUAUAAUUCUUUAUAUUAGAUAUGUAACCAUAAAAUAAACAACUAUACCUUGAGACAAUUAUGCCUUAUUUGAAAUGUGUCUUAAAAAUUCAUUAAAUUCUUUAUCCAAAAUAGGAAUAAAUAUAAUCAAAUAUUUAAAUAUCCUAAAUAAGUAAUUAAUCAUCAUCAUCUGAAAAUAACAUUGAAAAAAUAUUCAAAAAUCUUUGUGAUAAAGGAAAAAACUUUAUAAAUUAUAUGUUAUAAAGAGAACUUUAAAAUUAUAAUAAUAAGAGAAUAAAAAAAUUUGUCAAAGAUUUUAUAACAUAUUAUCCUAAGAUUAUUGAUAUUUCAAUCAAGUAACUUUAUUUACAAAAUAUAAUAAAAGAAUUAAAUGGUUUUAACAGGAAUACACAUUAAUUUUAAAAAACUAUUCUUAUUAUAGAUAGAUAGAAUAUAUUCUUAGAUUCUUAUGAGAAAAUAUCACAAUUAACUGAUUUUGAUCUCAAAAAUGAAUUUCAAAUCGAAUUUUUAAAUGAACCUGGUAUUGAUGCUGGUGGUCUACUUAAAGAAUGGUUUUCUAAACUUUCACAGGAAAUAUUAAAUCCUCGUAAUCAACUAUUCACUAAAACAAUUAAUUCUCGUAAGUAUAAAAUAUAUCGAUUAUCUUCUAAUGAUCCAGAUCAUCUAUAAAAAUUUGAGUUUGUUGGAAAAAUUUAUGCAAAAGCAAUUCUAUAGGGAUAAUUAAUUUAAGGAAAAAUUGUGAAAUCAUUUUUUAAGCAUAUUUUGGGUAGAAAUUUAACUAUAAAUGAUUUUAAAUCAAUUGAUAAGACUAAAUAUCUAACCUUAACUAAAAUUUUAAAUGAAAAAUUUUCUUGUGAUUUAGAAUGGGAAUAUCAAGUUCAUAAUUGUGUAGAAUGUGAAGAUGAAGAUUAUUGUAUCAAUACAGAGAUUUUAGAAUUAAUUCCUGGUGGUAGAAAUAUUUCUGUAACAGAAGAAAACAAAAAGUAGUACAUUAGAGAAUUAUGUUAUUCAAUUUUGGCGAAAAAUAUAGAAGACUAAAUUAAAGCAUUUUAAAAAGGGUUUUUUUCUUUGAUACCCCAAAAAUACAUUAAAAUUUUUGAUUAAAAUUAAAUAGAGUAAUUAUUAUGCGGAAAAACAGAAAUUGAAAGUAUUUAAUUUUAAAUAUUAUUUUAUAGUUGAAGAUUUAAUUAAAAAUCUUAAAUUCAAGGAUUAUGAUGUUAAUAAUUAAGUUAUAUAAUGGCUAUUUAAUGUAUUAAAAAGUUUCUCAAAUGAUAUGUUAUCAAAAUUUCUAUGGUUUGUUGCAGGUAUUUAACAUAAAAUUUAUUUAAGGUUCUGGAUUAGUCCCUAUUGGAGGAUUCAUCAAUUUACCAAAACCUAUUAUAAUUAAAAAAUUCACGACAAACAAUGAUGAUUAAUCACUCCCUAUUUCACACACAUGGUAUGAAUUAAAUUUAUUAUUUUAGUACUUUAACUAUGGAAUUACCAGAAUAUUCUUCAGAAUAGAUUUUGAAGGAUAAAUUAGAGUUGGCCAUUUUAGAAGGGCAUUAGACAUAUUAAAUGGAAUGA
Paramecium pentaurelia is the source of this 4548-nucleotide messenger RNA. The record is from the annotation of a GenBank genome assembly. NCBI's taxonomy places the organism in Eukaryota, Ciliophora, Oligohymenophorea, Peniculida, Parameciidae.